UCAAAGUACAACCGGAAGUAACGUUGCGGGAAAUUCGUCUGCUGCAGCAUUUGCUGCAGUAUCUACGGUUGUGCAGCGCGGGAGGCCUGAGGUUGUACUUUUUUUCAAAUAAAUAUAUUCUGUUUUUUGUGCUCCAUUUUCCGUAAUGUCGUCGCCUUGUGAAGCAAACACAAGCCGAACCCCAGCUACAGGGACCAAAAGGCGCUAUUUGGGAUCAGCUAGACGAAAAAGAGUCUAUGAAAUUUUCAUGCUUUCGCCAGGAAUUUGCUCAAAACAACAGGAAAACCACGUGCAAGUUUGCAGUGACGAAAAUCCUAGUGUUACAGAAGAGGAACCCAACAUUCCAAGAGAAAGUGAACAUGGCGAGACCGCCAGCGCAAGAAAAAGAACCCACGAGCAACCAGAGCCGGACUCCAUUCACACGCCUGCUCACAAAGCUCAAACGUGCCAAAGAAGUAGAUUAUUUAAACGACAUCGAAGUCAUGAAAGUGAAAAGCCGGUACAGGCUGAUGUUGUUGAUGCGAAUGUUGGAAUGGGCAUGACGUCAUCAUCUUCAUCAACAAAUCUACUUUCAACACCUGUUCAUAGACUUCAACCAAGGAACAUGCACUCUGGCAGACAUUCAGCGAGGAAACGCCCAAGAAAUGACGAUUUUAAAUCACCAGUGAGAAAUCAAGUGGAAUCAGCCACAGAAACACAGCCACUAGAAACAGUGGAGAGUUUGACAAAAGGAGUUGAACAGUUGCAGCAAACCGCAAAUGAACUACAAGUGGAAAUUGUUGCCCUAACGAAUGAAGGCUACCGUGAAGAGGAGCUGCAGACCCACAUUGAGAAGAUGCAUGAAUACAAUGAGCUGAAAGACACUGGGCAGAUGCUCCUGGGCAAGAUAGCAUUGGUCAAAGGUGUGACAACCAAAGAUCUCUACGAGCAGUUCAGUCUUGAUCUCAGUGACUGAUCCAGGAGCAGCUCACGGAAAAGUUAUGUACUCGCCUCCAGGUGUGGGAGCCUUGUUGCCGGCAGCUGACGCUUGCUUCAACUCUUCCUCCAUGUCCUUCUCCCGGGAGUGUUUGAG
Molecule: messenger RNA, 1072 nt
Organism: Acanthaster planci (crown-of-thorns starfish)
Lineage: Eukaryota; Metazoa; Echinodermata; Asteroidea; Valvatida; Acanthasteridae
Product: DNA repair protein SWI5 homolog
Biological process (GO): double-strand break repair via homologous recombination
Cellular component (GO): Swi5-Sfr1 complex; Swi5-Swi2 complex
Source: RefSeq, a predicted model, not a curated record